AUGACGGAGCCGCGACGGUCGACGAGGGCGCGCGCCCGCGAAGAAGCUGCGCCGCCCGCCCCCGACACGGGCAGCGAGAAGGCGGCCAAGGGCGCCAGGUCGACGCUGAAGCGCAAGCGGGCCAGCACCGCCGUCAAGCACUCGUCCACGCCCGGCACGCCCGUCGGCGACACAGCGCAGCAGGGCCCCAAGCCGACGCUGCCCCUCCGCGUCGCUGAAGGGCAGCCGCUGCCCACGCUGCCCGACCCACAGCCGCUGCAUCUGCCGGCGGCCGGAUGGCAGAACAUCCAGCAGAGCGGCGUGCUCAGCGCCUCCCUCGACCGCUCGCGCGCCGUCUGGGUCUCGGGCGUCAACUUCCGCACCUUCCACAAGAAGCACACCAUGCCCAAGAAGAUGACGGACCGCACCGACGCAGACAAGGCCGCCCGCGCGCGCCAGAAGGAGAUUGAGAAGAACUUCCCCCAGGUCGGCGCCCUCGACGCCCAGCUGGUCAUCGAGCCGCACACGUUCCCCAUCAAGCUGUACGCCCCCAAGGAGGGCAGCCGCGCCGCCCCCAAGAAGAUGCCGCCUCCACCGCAGCAGUACGGCGCUUGGCCGAACCACGGCCACCACGGCCAGCACGGCCAGCACGGCCAGCACGGCCAGCACCCGCCGCACCACCAGCACCAGCACUACAACCAGCCGCCCUACCCACCCAAGCAGCAGCCCCAACCACGACCGCCGCCCCUCAAGCCUGUCCAGCAAGCCCCUCCGCAGACAGCCCCAGGCCCAGCGUCCACACCGGCCCCCGACCCCGUCAUCCACAUGCUGGCUGCGAGAGCCGGCACCGACCCAGAGCUCAAGGCCGUCAUGAAGAUUGUUGCCGCCGGCCAGGCGAGCAAGGACCAGCUCGAGUUCUUCCAAACACACAUCAACGAGCUGACCGAGAUACUGGAAAAGAACAAAAAGGCAAAGACACCCAUGCCGCUGCCGCCCGUCCCAACGCCAGCACCGCCGAAGCAACACACUCCAGCUGUAGCGACACCAAAACAGCAACCUCCAACUGCACCGCCACCGCCACCGCCACCUAAACAGCAAACCCCAAACGCGGCACCACCAAAGCACGCCUCGGCUCCAGCGCCAGUGCCACCAAAACAAUCCCCCGCGCCAGUGCCACCAAAACAAUCCUCCGCGCCAACGCCGCCUCCUCCGCGACCCACGCCACCUAUACAACAACAACACCCGCAUCAUCAACCCACUCCAAAAGCCACACCCACGCCCACACCCGCACCCAAGCCGUUUAGCCCAGCACCGCCGCAGCCACAACAGCAAUACGCGCCCCCGCAAUCACGACCUCCCCCGAACAUGUACCCUGUAAAGAACUACAACCAUCCAACGCACUAUCAACAACCUCCACCGCACUAUGUCGCUCCACCACCGCCGCGCAUCACAUAUCGCCCUCUCACGUUCGAAUUUGUAGAAGGAAACGGCGACCGCUUCUACUUCCCCUCCUACAGCUUCAUGGAGUGGCUGCCCAACGGUUCUGGUGCAAAGUUCAGCUUCCUCGUCACCAAGCUGAAGCCAAAGUCUGAGGCAGCCGCCAAACCCUCCCCAACACCCGCGCCACCGCAAACACCCGCUCAAGCGCCUGCGCCUGCGCCUGCGCCUGCGCCUGCGCCUAGCACGGCCAAUUCGCCCUUCCCGCCAACGCCCAGCGGCCCCACCGCUACGCCCACACCCGCACCCACCCCCUCUUACCUCGCGCCACCCCGCAUCGAGGACUUCGACGAAAGGAACGACCUCAACGAUGUUGACUUUUACCAGCCCGUCACAGUCCUUGUUCUGACCGACGAGCACGAGGUCAAGAACGCGUUGCCGCGCGCUAUCCGCCCGCCGAGCGUGGUGGACAAGUACAUGGAGGAAGUCUUCGACACCUGCAAGCGCGCAGAAGAGACGUACCUAGCCUUCAGGCUGCCCAAGGACGGAAACACAGACGUGGAUGCGGGAGUGAAGAGCGGCGAUGCAACACCGAGGGUAUCGACACCGAUUGCGGACGUGGCCAUGGGCGGGAUGGGGUCGGCACUUGGAGAGAAGAGGAAGAGCAUUGCCGGGCGCUCGCGAAAGAGCCUGGCGUAG
This is a messenger RNA of Ascochyta rabiei, 2115 nucleotides long. RefSeq lists its product as uncharacterized. Gene Ontology annotation, cellular component: Swr1 complex. The transcript has a single exon. The record is from RefSeq and is a predicted model, not a curated record. Lineage: Eukaryota; Fungi; Ascomycota; Dothideomycetes; Pleosporales; Didymellaceae. Gene Ontology annotation, molecular function: ATP-dependent H2AZ histone chaperone activity. Gene Ontology annotation, biological process: chromatin remodeling. The coding region runs from base 1 to 2115 and encodes 704 amino acids.